AUGGAAUCAAAGGACAGGCAGGGGCCCCGGGAUCCCCAGCGCACAGUCCUGGUCCCGGCGGUGGGGGAGGCUGGUCCCAGCACUCAGAGGGCCCCAGUGCCCAAGGCUGGCUGCCCCGGGCAGACGGGGUGGCUCUGCCCGCAGAGCUCAGAGGGGGCUGAAGGCUGGGAGGGCACAGAGGCCAGGGAGGCCGGGACCUGUGCCCCGGGAGGCUGCAUACGGAACGGGCGCUGGAAGUGGUCCGGAGUCAGGGACGGGGGUCCUCUACCCCGCUCACCCUCCUGCCGCCGGGCAGCCCAGGACGGCUCUGAGCCAGUUUCCCCAUCUGUGAAAUGGGCGAAUAACUGGGCCCUCCUGCUGGGCUGUCGUGAGGUGACCUGUCAGGGGCCUGGGGGACACGGAGCCACGGGCCAGCCGGUGACAGCAGCGCUGCGGGGCCGGUGGGCCGUCCCUGCCCAGGAGCCCCCGCUGUGCUCCGCUCCCCAGCACACCCAGCAGGAGCGCCAUUCCAGGAGGACGGAGGGUCCGGAGGGGAGGCAGGGCGAGGCUCAGCGCCGCAAGGCCAGGGGGACGCGCUCCCCGCCGUCCGGGGCCUGUGCUCUGACACCCUCCGGCCCCACCCCAAGAAAGGGGCUGGUCCACGGGGCGGAGGGCGGAGGGCGGAGGGUCCUCGGGAAUAGCCCCUGGUUGUCGGGCCGGGACUGCGAGAACGGCGGAGGGCGCGCACUCGGCACUUGGCCUCAGAAACAAGCUCGAAGCCAUGACGAGGAAGGGCGCCCCGUGACUCAUAGGCCGUGGGUCCUAAUCGCAGGCCUACGCCGACGCCCAGAACCAACACAGGCGGUGUGCGUCUUCCUCGGCUGCGAUGAGCACGGGCAGCUCUUCCGUCUCUGUCCUCCCGGGCUGACGCUCGCGUCCACAAGACCGGACGAUCCGUGCAAAGUCACAGGCGGUGUGGAGCCGCCGCAGACCUUGGGUCCCCAAAGCAGGCGGGGAGCUGGGGGUGACUGGGGCAAGCGGUGUGCUUGCAGGCGGUCCCAGGCCCCCGAGGAAGACACGGGAGAGCGCGUCUGGAGGAGGAAGGCUCUGCAAGGUGAGGUGGAGCAGACACAUGGAAGGUGUGGGACUCCCACGUGCACAGCACCACCAUCAUGCAGGUGCACAGCGGGAACAGCAGCCACGAGAAGCAGCCCACGUCCCUGGACACACCUGUCCCAGGCCCGCCCUCUCCUCAGGGGAGCCACUCUCCUAACUGCUGAGUUCUCGUCCCCCUCUUUGAACUUUAUUUAAAAAGAACCACCCCAAAUGUCUUCUUUCAAGUCAGAUUCCUUCAUUAUGCUUGUAGACUCAUGUACAUUAUUCGAGCACGUAUAACAAUGACGUAUAUCCAUAUGUAUACACACAAUGUCAUCUGCUCUUUAUCCACCCCAUGGCUGAUGCAGAGUCGCUUCCAGUUUGGUGACAGGCGCAGCAGCCCUGCUCUGAACACCCCGUGCAAACAUGGGUGCUGCGUGCCAGGUGCGUCCCUUGCGGAGGGCGUGUCGGCUCACAGAGGGUGUGUGUGUCUGUCCUCAGCGAGUCCUUCCACGGCGUUCGCAUAGCCGGCCCGCCCGGCCAUGCAGAGGGCUCUCGCCACCCCGCCUGCACAUACACUGGUCCAGCUAGGGGCUCUGACUUGCCCCACUGCGGUGCGUCCUGGGAUGCUGGGCGGUACUGACUUCGUCUUCCUUCGGAACAGUGAUGUGGGGCACCUAUUCAGGUGCUUAGUCCCACUUGGGCAUCUUUUUGGGAAGUGCCUCGUCCAGUCUUUGCCCAUCCUUUUCUCAUGGACUGACUUUCUUACCUUCAUGGGCGCUAGUUACCUAUCCUAGAUGAGGGUCCCUCUCAGAUUAGUAGACAGCAAGUGCUUCUUGGGCACACUCCUGACACACCAUCCAGCCACUGAGCUCCACGGUAUUUUUCCAAGGGUUGAAAAUUGAUGUCCACCCAGAAACCUGCACAAGAAAGGUUAAGGUAGCUUUGCCCCAGUGCAAAGACCCUAAAUGUCCUCCAUAGGUGAGGGUAGAAAACCCCGGUCCAUUCAGA
Manis pentadactyla (Chinese pangolin) is the source of this 2085-nucleotide messenger RNA. Its product is annotated as collagen alpha-1(I) chain-like. Lineage: Eukaryota; Metazoa; Chordata; Mammalia; Pholidota; Manidae. The coding region runs from base 1 to 1290 and encodes 429 amino acids. The transcript is spliced from 5 exons. The record is from RefSeq and is a predicted model, not a curated record.